AUGGGAAAAGUGUUUUCGCCGGUGCUGCUGUUGGGGUUCUUCUUCUCGUGGCUAGCCCUAAUAUCCGCUCAGUACUGUCCGGAACCUACGCGACCUCAUACGUCGCGGUGCGAUCAGUACUUGCGCUGCGACAAACUUUUCACGGGGGACCACGUUUGGACCACGGUCCAAUGCCAGCAGGGACUCGUGUAUCAACAGCCCAUGGGCACCUGCGUCGUUCCCGACAGCGACUGGGAGUGUGACCUGUCGGCGGAGAACGAUCGCGACCGGAGUGACGAGAACGUUUACGGUGUCGACGGUGGGCUCGAUUUCGAGUCCCGUGCAUCGGCAGAUGAUAGUGAAGAUCAUCCGAUCUUUUCCAGUGAACCGGAGUACAGUGGUGAUGGGAGUCUGGACACGUUGUCGUAUGAAUCCGAGACAGAAAGGGCUCCUGCGCAAACUAGCACGAUAGCACGCCAGGACGUACCCCAACAGCUUUCUGCUUUGAGCACGCAAACGCCAAACGAUGUGACAGCCAAUCAGGACAAGAAUGAGACUCUGACUGAACUGCAACUUUCGGAGCAGUUGAGGAAAUUCAUCGAGCAACAGAAAACCUGGAUCGCGAAUAAUCUGAAGCAACGCAAGUAUCUGUCAGCAGCGGGUACAAAGAAGACUGAAGAUCAUUCGAGCUCAUUGAGGGAGGUCGAUAAACCGGAACCACCGAAAACCGACCCAGGUCCAAGUUCGAUCCAGAAGCACACCGGAGGCUCAGUGUCAGAGGAUCUUAUACGAAAUGUGCUGAGCAUUUCGCAACAAAUAGUCUCCAACCAGAAGGAGUCCGCUGCCCUUAAAUCGAGCGUUGAGCAGAAACCAAUAGUGACCCCCAUUUACAUACCGUACCCUGUCGGUACCAUCCCGGGGCCAACGGCAAGGCCUCAUCCAACCAACACUAAUGCGGCAGCUUCGCCGACCGGUGCCGGUUUCAACAAUCUGCCUCACAACAACUACUUCACCGUGUACGAUGGUAACAGCCAAUUUCCGGCUAAUGUGUCCACCACCGCCAUCCAACAGCGUCCCCCCGUACUGUAUGACGCGUUCGGACAUAGAAUCUUGCCGUUCCAAUCUUUUCCCCCGUACGUGCCUGCUCCAAGUGGCUACCAAGUGGUGAACUCCGGCUACAACCCUUACUACGCCGGGGUCCAGCAGCCACUCGGCGGAAGGUAUCCCACGAUGAUGUCUCCUGGAGCUGCGCUGAAUGGCCCUCCAGAUUACUAUCACGGCCAGUACCAACCAGGGCCAGGGCCGGUGUACGAUGUGGGAUAUGCAGGAAGUCAGCAGCAAAUUCGCUACGGUCCGCCCCAUCACGGACCGGCCGCUUCAUUCGAUCGGAACGAGCUGUCCGAUCCGAGCUUGUCCGACGAAAACGAUGCCCUCGACAGCACCGAAGACGAGGACGAGGACGAGGAAGACGACGCUCCGAUUUCGGGCUUUUCCGACGAGUACAACCAUGAGGUGGCUCCGCCAGAAGAAACCGACGAUGAGCCGACGUCACAUCUGAAGCGCAAACUGUUCGCCCUCGACGACGAGCGUACGUUGGACUACGAAGAGUACAAAGACCGCAUACUGCCCCUGCUGAGGGCCAAUCCGGGCGACACACGCAUCACGCUGCUCACGUGCUCCCUCGGCAGCCGGCAACCGAACAGGACCGAUUGCUUCCGGUACUACGUAUGCAAUCCACACAAUGGCGCCUUCCAAACGUUCACCUGCCCGGCCAAUACGGCAUUCAACAAGAACACGCGGCUCUGCGAUUCGGUGUCGUAUAAACCGUGCCAAACGGCGACGGCAGGCCCGAAGCGUCAAGUGUCGGUGAGACGCCAGAAACCCCAGGCGCACCGGAAACGCACCAAGGAGGAGCCCGCCGAAAAGGAGCUUCUGCGUAAAGCGCAAAAGUACGUCGAACUGAUUCGUCGGCAGGCACUGAAGGUGAUGGGACCUUCCAACGGCAAUAGCCAACAGGCAGUGACAACGGUAGGUCAACCCCAGACCCGGCCUCCUGCCAAGGUCCAUCGCCGUAAGUCGAGCUCCCUGGCGGCCAAGAGGAGAGUAGCGUCGGCCACAACGACGACGACGACGACGAGGGCACCGCUGAAAGUGGCGCGCUGUCGUCUGGAGGGUCGCAUGCCGGAUCCGAACGAUCGGAUCAACUACUACGUCUGCCAUCGAAAAAGUGAGAAGAAGUUCACCAAGCUGAAGAUGGCCUGCCCGCCCAACUUGAUCUACUGUGCCGAGUCGCAGUACUGCACGUUGGCAACGAACUGUUGA
Messenger RNA from Anopheles cruzii, 2301 nucleotides. RefSeq lists its product as uncharacterized. The coding region runs from base 1 to 2301 and encodes 766 amino acids. Gene Ontology annotation, molecular function: chitin binding. The transcript has 2 exons. The record is from RefSeq and is a predicted model, not a curated record. Lineage: Eukaryota; Metazoa; Arthropoda; Insecta; Diptera; Culicidae. Gene Ontology annotation, cellular component: extracellular region.